Messenger RNA from Antechinus flavipes (yellow-footed antechinus), 2147 nucleotides. RefSeq names its product solute carrier family 46 member 2 (gene SLC46A2). Bases 236 to 1636 code for a protein of 466 amino acids. The record is from RefSeq and is a predicted model, not a curated record. Gene Ontology annotation, cellular component: membrane. NCBI's taxonomy places the organism in Eukaryota, Metazoa, Chordata, Mammalia, Dasyuromorphia, Dasyuridae. Gene Ontology annotation, molecular function: transmembrane transporter activity. The transcript has 4 exons. Gene Ontology annotation, biological process: transmembrane transport.
CUCUCUCUCUCUCUCUCUCUCUUCCACACAUACACACACAGAACUCAGAGAGUUCAGUGUUGCAUUUGCUUUCUAUCUCUAGCCCUUUCUCUCCUUUCUCUCCCACUUCCCUGAACUUCACUCACCUCUCUUUGCAAGGUAACAAACUAUGAGAUUUUCCCUUCUGCCACAGCAGGUCUCUUUCCCUUCGUUCCUCUAAGCUUCCAGCACCCCCCCCCCCAAUUCUCAGUGAGUGAUGGACCAGCACUCGAGGAGGAGCUGUCUGGAGACAGGAGUGAUGAGGACCUGGAUUGAACCGGUGGUGGCCUCGGCCCAGGUGGCCGCCUCAUUCUAUGAUGCAGGGCUGCUGCUGGUGGUCAAGAAUUACUACAACCUUUCGAGUUUCUCUAACCACAGCAAUUCCUCCACCCCCAGGGGGGCCAGUGAGGAUGCUCAGCAGAAAGCCAUCUCCAACUUCUACAUAAUCUACAACCUGGUGGUGGGCCUCACUCCACUGCUCUCAGCCUAUGGGCUGGGGUGGCUCAGCGACCGCUACAACCGGAAAAUUUCCAUCUGUGUCCCCCUCUUGGGCUACCUCCUCUCGCGCCUCCUCCUCAUGCUGAAGAUCCUGUUGGACUGGCCAGUAGAAGUGAUGUAUGGGGCUGCAGCCCUGGCAGGACUGUCAGGGGGCUUCACAGCUUUCUGGUCUGGCGUCAUGGCUCUGGGCUCACUGAGCUCCUCCAAAGGCCGGCGCUCAGUGAGGCUCAUCAUCAUUGACUUGAUUUUGGGCUUGGCAGGCUUCUGUGGGAGCAUUGCUUCCGGGCACCUCUUCAACUUGCUUCGAGUGGGCAACCGGCAAGGUGUUGUUCUUGCUGUCUCUAGUGUGGGUUGUGCCACGUUUGCUUUCCUCUAUAGUCUUUUUGUCCUCAAGGUCCCAGAGCCUGAGGUCAAGCCCAGUAAAGCCUUUGGUGUAGUGGACACUGUAUCUGGGACCAUAGGCACUUAUCGCACUCUGGACCCCGACCGUCCGGAGAAGAGGGGAGGGGUGGUAGAGCUUCCCUCCCUGGGGAAAGGAGAGCCUCGCAAAGCUAUCAUUGCUCUGCUCUUCGCAGGGGCCAUCAUUUAUGAUUUGGCAGUGGUGGGUACAGUUGAUGUGAUGCCCCUUUUUGUGUUAAGGGAGCCUCUGAGCUGGAAUCACGUGCAAGUAGGCUAUGGGAUGGCAGCUGGCUACACCAUCUUCAUCACCAGCUUCUUGGGAGUCCUGAUCUUUUCUAGGUGCUGCCGGGACACCACCAUGAUCAUGAUAGGGAUGGUGUCCUUUGGAGCUGGCUCACUACUCCUGACCUUUGUGAAGGAAACCUACAUGUUCUAUAUUGCCCGGGCCGUCAUGCUGUUUGCUCUCAUCCCUAUAACCACCAUCCGAUCGGCACUGUCUAAGCUCAUAAAGGGAUCUUCCUACGGAAAGGUGUUUGUGAUACUGCAGUUGGCACUGGCCCUCACUGGAGUGGUGACAUCUACAACAUUCAAUGAGAUCUAUCAGCUCACCAUGGAUAAGUUCACUGGCUUUUGCUUUGCCCUAUCAUCCUUUCUAGCCUUCUUGAGCAUCAUCCCUAUUGGGAUUGUGGCCUGCAAGCAAGGAGAGAUCACUGAGAAAUGACCAAGCUGAUGCGUCUAAAACCCAUAACCAGAAUCCCCUGUGGUGUGGAUCCCACUUGAAAAGAAGUAGUUGGACAAAGGAAACUGCUAAUGAAAACUAGUGUUCCACCUGGGGUCAGCCUCAUGAACCAGCUAUUUCCAAGGGUUCCAUACUGGGUGGGGAGAAACACUAUACUGGUGGAGGAAACUUCUAUUUUAAAAAUUAAUUUCAGAAGGAAGAUGCCAGAUUUUGUUGGUGACACAGAGAACUUCUCCAAAAAAAGGAAUUUGAAAGGCCAAACCUGGGGCACUUCUCAACUCUCCUAUAAGGACUUUGGUUAUAGAUUGGUACUUCAACCCCCUCCACCAUGCUGCAGAUAGUUAUCCAGAAAUAGCCACCUUGACUACCUGCUUCAGGCCCAUAUACUAGAAAUAAACCAAAGAUAUAAUUUCCCAAUCCUUUUAGAUCCAGGAUUGGUUGCCAUGGAACUUUUUUUCUUUUCCAAAGUUGUCAUAGACAAAAUCAGCAUUAA